Molecule: messenger RNA, 2464 nt
Organism: Silurus meridionalis
Lineage: Eukaryota; Metazoa; Chordata; Actinopteri; Siluriformes; Siluridae
Gene: atg5
Product: ATG5 autophagy related 5 homolog (S. cerevisiae)
Exons: 8
Coding region: 274-1101 (275 amino acids)
Biological process (GO): autophagosome assembly; C-terminal protein lipidation; nucleophagy
Cellular component (GO): Atg12-Atg5-Atg16 complex; cytoplasm; phagophore assembly site membrane
Source: RefSeq, a predicted model, not a curated record
AUUUCAAAAUCGUUUCUGAUCGGACUACGUAGUGAGCGAAGCGCUGUGUUUGAUGCGCCCUUUGUAGUGCGCUUGUUAGGGAUUGUGACGCAAUUUGGGACAUACCUUUGGGACUAAUCCUGACACUUCACUGCCAAUGUAUUAGCUAGCAUUCGGUGCUUCGCUUUAGCUUAGCAUAGUUAAAUCCUUCACGGUGAACGCAGAGCGGUUCGGGGUUUGUUUUUAAGUGUUAAACCUGAACAUAUCAUAUGUGUCACGUGAAGGACUGCGAUAAUGGCAGAUGACAAAGAUGUACUUCGGGAUGUAUGGUACGGCAGGAUACCGGCAUGCUUCACACUUUAUCCGGACGAAGUCACAGACAGAGAAGCAGAACCGUUUUAUCUCCUCCUUCCGAGGGUCAGUUAUCUGAUGCUGGUGACCGACAAAGUCAAGAAGCACUUUCUGAAAGUCGUAAAAGCUGAAGAUGUCGAGGAAAUGUGGUUUGAAUAUGAAGGCACGCCUCUGAAAUGGCACUGUCCAAUCGGAGUAUUAUUCGAUCUCCACGCUUCAAAUACAGCUUUACCCUGGAGCAUCACUGUGCACUUUAAGCAUUUUCCCGAUCGAGACUUGCUCCGCUGCUCAUCAAGCGCCUUGAUUGAAGCCCAUUUUAUGUCCACCAUUAAAGAAGCAGACGCAUUUAAGCACAAGGGCCAGGUCAUCAACGACAUGCAGAAGAAAGAUCACAAGCAGCUGUGGAUGGGCCUGCAGAACGAUAAAUUUGACCAGUUCUGGGCCAUUAACCGCAAACUAAUGGAAUAUCCAACCGAGGAUGGUGGCUUUCGCUAUAUUCCCUUCAGGAUAUACCAGACGCUGAGCGAUAGGCCGUCCAUUCAGAAGCUGUUCCGGCCCGUUUCUUCCGAAGGCCACGCUCUGACCCUGGGAGAUCUGCUCAAAGAGCUGGUGCCUGAUGUCAUAUCCCAGGAUGAUGAUCCGAAGAAAUACCAAGUGGUGAUCCACGGCAUCGAGCCGCUCUUCGAGACGCCCAUUCAGUGGCUGAGUGAGCACCUGAGCCAUCCAGACAACUUCCUGCACAUCUGCAUCGUACCGGCGCCAAGCGACUGAACCCUGAACCUGCCCACGUGGCCCGAUAAAGGACUGUGCUGCUCCCGUCAUUCAUGGGGGACCCUUCGGAAAGAGUGUAUUCACUUUCUUUUUUUUUUAUCAAACUUCCUGCAUUCACAUUCGUCUCCCUGGCCUGCCACACCCACUGCUCCGAGAUUUGGUGGAAUGGAAAUCUUGUUCUUGUCUUAUGCAUGCCAUAGGAAUGUAAAUAACACCUUUUACUGUCUUAAUAUCCAGGUAUUACCUUGGUGUUUUUAUGUAACAGAUUAGCCUACUAGUAACAACAGACUGCUCAGAAAUAUUGCCAUUGUUUAUUUUUUCUUCACAUUUACUAAGCUGACUCAUUCUUUUUUAUCUCUCUGGAAUGCAUUUCUCUUUUUCUCUCUUUGCCUUAUGUUCCCACCAGCGUGAUGAGGCACACUCCUGAUUUUCCCCCUGGUUUUGCUUAGAGACAGGUAUCCCUGGGUAAACGGGGUCAAAGCUUUCUUACGUUUCGGCCUUUGUUUCAGUACGGUGCUCAAAAAAAAUAAAAAAACGAUUUUAAUAUUAAAAUCUUAGGCACUAAUGUUUAAGUGCAACAUUUAAGAGCUAGACUUGAUUUUAUAACGUGUAGACAAAACUUUGUGGAAAGCAGGCCGGCACUAUGGAAAAUUAUGAUACGUCUAUUAGCAAGCCUAUAAAACAAGAGAGCUCUUGGCCCACUGCUUCUAAAAAAAAAUAGGAAAGAAAACCGAAGACGACCGCACUUCCAAAAGUCUCCCUGAAUUAUAUCGAUGUCGUAUGACGUGUUUUUUUUUUGUUUUUUUUUAUAUCGGAUAAUCAUAUGUACUUUAAGCUCCGCCACUCGUUUCCCAAGGAUGCCUGCAAUCCUGCAGAAUGAGGAUGUACAUUUCAGUAUUAGCUCACUACUGAUUCAUUUAGAGCUUCCUUCAAUGCUGAGUUUAUUAUCAGGAACCGCUUAAUCUGUUAAAUCCAUUGUCCCUAUGCUGGGAAGUUCACCAACAGGGUACAAGUGCAUGCAGGGGAUCGAAAAACGUGUAAAAAUCACAAAUGGCAUUAUGGCUUUGGGAGCGAACUGUGAUUGCAAAAUUGCUGUGUCUUAGCCUGGUGUCAUUCAGACAAUUGAAUUUAAUAAUGAACUCUAAUUCAAAUUGUUCUAACGUACGAAUAAUCUGUAUAAAGACGUGAUUAUGGGUGUCCUCUUGUUUUGUUUUUGUUUUUUUUAAUUCAGAAAACAAUCUUGUUGUCAAUCUGUUGUCGUUAAAACACAGGAUGUCUAUCAAGAGAACAGCGUUAUGUGAUUGGAAGAUCAGUAAAUAUACAGAAGUAUGAAACGUGACAUUAAAACCGAUACAGCACAAUA